AGAAUCUACAUGCCGCCUAAAAAUGAAGCUAUUCAUCCUUUUAGUAAUACUGAACAGUAAGUUGUUGAUCAAAAACAAAAUAACUAAAUACGUGUUUCUCAAAAUUACUAGUUCAGAUUUACUUCCAAUGUUAAACCAAAACGCAAUAUUGUAGAAUACGCAAACAUUUUUAUAUUUGAAACAUUUAAAAUAAAUAAAUAAUAAAACAAUUUAUGUUUAACCCCCCCCCCCACACACACACUUUAAAAAAAAAAAAAAAAAAAAAAAAAAAAAAUUUAAAAAAAAUAAAUAAUAAAAAAAUUUAUUUUUAACCCCCCCCCCACACACACACUUUAAAAAAAAAAAAAAAAAAAAGACCAUUAAUGGGACGUUUUGUCGAGAUACUUUCUUUGGAAGAAAAUGCAAUACAAUAAUUAACGGAUAUUUUUACAUUAAAUAAUAAAAAGUUAUGUUUCCGAUGGUACAGUUGAGAAUAUGAAGUGAUUUAACUUAUUGUUAAAUACGUAGGCUGAGUUGCCAAAAGGGCAAACGUGCUUUCCAUAUUAUUGUGUGGUACAUAACAUGAGGUUAAAAGAAAAGUAUUAUUGUUAAUGUAAAAUUUAAAAAAAGAAAGAAUAUAAAUGAAGGCAUAUUAAGGAUCACCAAUAAAUAAGAAUGUGAUUUAUUUCAUAUGGUGAUAUUAUGGCAAAAAGCUGAAUACAUAUGUUUUCAUUUUUCACUAUCAAUUUUGUAAUGAUGCAAAAAUGAAGCCAAGACUCACACAUCUGAAAUGCACCUGUGUAUUUAUCUCUGUUCAAAUGGGAUGAGAGGCUUUUUAUGUUCUAUAUUCAAAAGCUGUUAACUGAAUCUUUCAGAUAGUAGUAUUCCCUUCUCAAAUAUAAAACAGCCACGGUAUCUUCGGAAAACAACAGUAUAGAUCCCAUUUAGCAUAACACACAUGAAGCCCUCGUUGAUGGUAAAGGUUUAUUUAGCUAAGCCAGUGUGUUUAGUUUCCAGACUACAGAGAAAACUCUGAAAAAGAGUUCCUGAACAUGGUUUGGUCCCAACGAGAGAGGUUAGCUCAAAUGCAAAUGUUAACAAUAUAUUUGUAUCACUUCCGGAGACAAUAAGUAGAGGGUAUGAGCAUACAAUCUGUAGUGUCAGGGUCAGACAAAUAUUUUACACUAAAGAAAAAUACAUUACAUUUUUUUUUUCAUCAAAGUCAUAAGACGUCAUAGAGCUGUUUUUUAGAAGUGUUUAGAAAAUAUUCUAUCUACUGAGGAAAUUAAUACGUAUUUUCCCCCUUACGUAAUUGGUCGUUAAGAGGGCACGAGUUUAAACAAACAACGGGGAUAAUAAUUCCGAAAAUUUAUUCAUAAGACAGCACCAAAUAACACUGGUGUGCUGUAUUAUUAAGACAUUUGGCCUUUCUGGUAGCGUAAUUUCUAAACUUAAGAAUAAGACUGGUCAGUCAGUGAAUAUUUCGAUGAUGGAGAAUCCAACACGUGUUCCACACCACAUUGUUCAUUCCGCCCUACGAUGAAUUCUACGAUAAUCUUUGAAAGUGUACAUCAGCGAUAUAUCUUAAAACAAAAGUGGAUUUCAUACCGGAUUAAUAUUGAACAACGCUUGACAGAACUGGAUGUACGAACAUGGAUGAUGCAUUGUAGAUUAUUUUGUGCAAAAUGUUUAAAGGAUCCAUACCUUUUUAAGAAUAUUUGGUUCUUGAACGCAAGUUACAUGUGCUUGGAUGGCUCAAUUAAUCACCAGCCAACUCGCUUCCUUGGAUUAUAGCGUCUCGAUAGUAUUGUCCAGAAACCCCUUAACAGUGCACGAGAGGAAAUGCUGUGUCCCUUCAAUAAAUGGUAUAAUAUGCCGCUAUUGUAUUGAGGAUGGGAAGAUCAAUGCUCUUACCAUCAACCAAGAGUGCCACACGGGCACAGUGAUCAAGCAAUUUCUUUAGGAAUUUGAGAAGGUUAUGUCGCGCAAAGAACCGUUGACAUGGAUAGAGAAGGUAAUCGUCCGGACGGAGUGACCAGCGUUACAUCUCGAGACUCUAUCGCCAUACUGCAUAAAAACUUUCCUCGACGCAUCAUUUCACGUUGUACCAAUUUAGCAUACCCGUGUCACUAACCCUGAUCUUACGCCAUCUGAUGUCUACUAGUGUGGAAUGUUAAAGAAGAGUGUGUUCCACUGUCGAGAUGCUCCAUGAAUACAGUCAGCUUUACCCAAGAAAAGAGUCUACUUUUACAGGAGUCUGCAGCAACCAUUAUUCAGUAUAUGUUUUAAAAUCUACUUUUACAGCGAGCAGAUGUACAAUGUGAACAUUUAUGUUUCGCAUUUUGUGGUACAUCAUCACGCCAAUGUCUUUGUAUUUAAGGAUAAUACAUUUCCAGAUGCCAUAAAAAAAAAGUUUUUUUCUUUUUUUUUCUGUACUGUUAAAUUUUGUAAAUGCUUUGUAAAUAAAAUAAAAAAACUAAUUUAAAGAUUUAAUCAACAAAUAGGGACGCUCCCAAAACUAUUAUAAUAUAAUUUAUUAAACUAAUAAAUAAGAAUAUUACUAUCAACAUACUAAUGACUUAAAAUACGUUAGCAGUAUAGUUGUUUUAUUACAUAAGAAGUAUCAUAAACAGAUGAAGAAUAUUUUUUUUUUAAAUAGACAUAAUAUUAUUUCAAUCUAAAGGCACAACCUUUUAAAAAUAUCGUAGAAGAGGCAUGGUUAUUCAACGGGAAUUACUGUAAAUCAAUCAGUUUGGUAAAUUUUUUAUUAUUUAUCAUGUUUUAACUACGCUCAGACUGUAGUCAAACUAGUCACAAACUACUCUACGAAAAAAAUAUUAUGAACUGCACUAAAAUCAAAAUAUGUUAGACAAUCAAAUCAAGUGUGCUUUCAAUUUAAAAUAGAUUGUGUAAUUUUUAACACAUGAUUUACCAAACAUUUAAUUAUAUGAAUUAACGUAUGUAUAAUUUAUUAGUUGAUUAUCAUUUGUUUUUUAAAUUAGCAGAUUUCUCUUUUGGCCAAGAAAUAAAAAUGUUUGAGGUACGACAAGAAGACAGCAACACUAAAUGCACUUCUGGUUUACUAAGCAAUAUUGACCGGCUAUCCUUUAAUACAACGGUUAAAUUCAGAAAUGAGUUAAAGAAUAACUCAAUUGUGAGAUUUGAAAUUAGACCAAACACCAGCAACGAAUACAAACUCGUAAGUUGUUUUAUAUUGAAUAUAUUGAUAGAAAGUUGGUAAGAUAAUGCAUGUGUGCCCAUUUUAUCUUAGCUUAUUUAAAUUACUUAAAAGUUGCCACACUAAAACUUGUAAAACAGACCUUGGAUCUAAAAUGUAAUGUUUAAAAAAAAAUUAACUAAGCAAUUACAAUUAGAAGUACAAUUAUACUAUUUUAAACAAUCUUGUAUAAGUAUUGUAAAUUCAUUCCGCAGUUAUUUUCUGUAGACGUCAAGUCAGAAUGUACAGAAAAUAAAAAGACAGGAAACUAUUAUCACUGUUCAAACAUUUCUGAUAACGCCUUUAACAUAUCAAUUAUAUCAGAAGUUUUCCCACAAUUUAGUGAGGCUUAUAUCAGAGGGGUCAUAAAACAUUAUAAUCAAACUGAAAUGGCUAGUGAUCAACUGAAAUUACCUAAAAUAGUUGGUAAGUAAUCGUGUAUUGUGCUACUUUUCUUCUAUUUCAUGAUGGAUAAAGUUUAUUUAAAUUUAAAAAAAAAUAAAAAAAUUAACAUUAUUUUAAAAGUUUACAAAUACAAGACAUCAUGACGACAAUGAUAAAUCAAUGCAUAUUUUAAAUAUCUAAACUAUGGGCAAUUUUUUCCUUUUUUGAAAAUGUAUUGUCUAUAAUUAAGAUAACAGGUCUUACUGUUCUUUGAAACACAUUUCAUGUAAACCCAACCUCGAUUAGUACUAUUAAUUAAGUACCACUUUAUAUACGCCAAUAAUGGCAUAAUUGAAUCAGACAUGAACAUGGCCAAAAGCCUUCUUGUUUUGUUAAUACAAAUUUAACUUACAGCGUUUUGUAUUAAUCACUUCUUUUGAUGUUACUUUUAUUCCAGAACCAACAGAUGUCAAAGGAAAAUUGACAGUCAAUGGGAAAAAUGUUACCGAUAAAACUAAUUGUAGUUUUAUUAUUGAUGAUGUUGAUUUAAGAAUAGAAUAUGUUUGUAUGGGGCAAGCAUCCCCUUGUUUAGUAGAAAUAUCAUCCAACGAUUCAACCAAGGUAGAAGCAGGUGCAAACCGAGC
Lymnaea stagnalis (great pond snail) is the source of this 4224-nucleotide messenger RNA. The record is from the annotation of a GenBank genome assembly. NCBI's taxonomy places the organism in Eukaryota, Metazoa, Mollusca, Gastropoda, Lymnaeidae.